Habropoda laboriosa is the source of this 1144-nucleotide messenger RNA. RefSeq names its product ceramide phosphoethanolamine synthase (gene Cpes). Gene Ontology annotation, cellular component: membrane. Gene Ontology annotation, biological process: phospholipid biosynthetic process. The transcript has a single exon. Lineage: Eukaryota; Metazoa; Arthropoda; Insecta; Hymenoptera; Apidae. Gene Ontology annotation, molecular function: phosphotransferase activity, for other substituted phosphate groups. The record is from RefSeq and is a predicted model, not a curated record. Bases 68 to 1144 code for a protein of 358 amino acids.
ACGAAUAUGUGAGUAUAACUAAAAUAUAUUUACCAAUGUAUCAAAACGUGUCAAAAUUAGACACAAAAUGUUUGGUACAACAACUUUAGUAAGCAGGUCAUUCCUAGCAAUUUUGAUAUUAUUGAUAUUGUAUUUCCUUGGAAUGGACCUUUUAUUGUAUUCUAGAAUACAGAAUUAUGAUAUAAGACCAACAUCAAAUGGUACACAAUAUGUUUCUAUCAUACCUUGUGAUUUCAAUCCAUUGUGCACAGUGACUGUAAAAGGAUUAAUGCUUGAUCAUCCAAACUAUUUUCUUCUGAGUCCUCUUGCAGCUAUCAUGGACAAUUUAUUGCACAUAAGCACUUCUUGGACAUGGGUGACACCAAAUGGAAUCAGUUAUUUUCACGUGUUAAUAGCAGUGAUUGCUCGUAAAUGUGUUUCCAGUGAUUCAUUAUCUCAUAGACGCUUAGGUGUAAUACUUUUUAUAGCAAGAACGUGGUUGGAUGAUUUAGAUGGACAUGUUGCUAGAAAAAGGGCAAAUAUUAAUGGUGAACGUUCAGAUGUGGGUUCAACUGGUUACAUUGUUGAUGGUAUUUGUGAUGCUUUGGGUUGUGUUGCUUUACUUAUUGGCCUAUAUCAAUUUCUUGCCCGUAACUCAACUAGACGUGGAGGAUAUGACAAGCUGCCACAACUUCCUGUGUCUUCAGUCCUGGAGCCUGGAAAUAUAACUUUGAAAACAUCAAAUGCAGCGCUUCGUAAUAUAUUACUUAUGACCGUCCAUUUGUUCCUCACCAGUGCAGCCUGGAAUCGAUACAUAUCAUUGUACCAGGAUCUUCUUGAGACUGAAUAUAGAACACCAUCGAUUAGUAGGGAACAUCUUUACGCUAGACAGACAACUAUAUUCAGAAGCUUAUCUUUUUGGAUAAUAGUUCUCUCCUGGAAAUUUAUAAAUUUUCAUUCUGUCAUGGACUACUUGUUGUUGGCAAUAUUUUUUGAUCGCAUGCGAGAAUAUAUCAGACUUGUAAAAUGGUCUUCAUAUAUUAUUGUAUUGCUACUUGUUUAUGUAACUGAAUUUCAUUUUCUACGGGCCUACACAUAUGUGCAAGAUGUACCAUCAUUUAUUGAUGAAGAGAUAUCUUCAUCCGAUGUUUUCACCCAAGGAUGA